Molecule: messenger RNA, 2294 nt
Organism: Poecilia reticulata (guppy)
Lineage: Eukaryota; Metazoa; Chordata; Actinopteri; Cyprinodontiformes; Poeciliidae
Source: RefSeq, a predicted model, not a curated record
ACACUGUCAGAGUUUGAAAAGACAUGGCGACAAAGGCCUCUCCAUGCAGUGAUGUGCUUCCGAAGACGACAGCCGUUCCUCAAAGAUACACCAAGAGGAGAAUCAUAUUUUGAAUAACUGAMCUGGCCAAGUGGAUGAUUCAUUUUAAUUUAGCUAAAAGUGACAGUGAAGCGGUGGAAAUGACUGUCACCACAGUUCUCCGUUGGCUGUUCCUCAUGUCCGUUAUACUUCUGACCAUCGGUGGCAACGUGCUGGUGUGCUUGGCGGUGGGGCUCAGCCGACGUCUGUGGCGAACAGCGAACUGCUUUGUGGUGUCGCUGGCAGUUGCCGAUCUCCUGCUCGGCGUGUUGGUGCUGCCCUUGUCUGCCACGCUGGAGCUCCGCGACAGUAAAUGGCCUUUCGGAGGAACACUGUGUAAUAUUUAYAUCUCAAUGGAUGUCAUGCUGUGCACAUGCUCCAUCCUGACCCUGUUGGCAAUCAGCGUGAACAGGUACCUGGCCAUCUCGUCUCCCCUCAGCCACUCUCARAGAGUCACCCCGCGAAGGGUGUCACUUGCCAUCAUCUUCAUCUGGCUGCUGUCACUGGCCGUGGCUUUUUUCCCCGUCCACCUGGGCUGGAAUACAGCAGACUACAGGGUGCAAAACCUGGACUGGGAAUUWGGGGAUGAGGGCACUGAUAAAGGACGCUACUGCCAGUUCGAGUGGAACAACAACUACGUUCUUAUUUAUGCCUUUGGAACCUUUUACUUACCACUGCUGGUCAUGUGCGGAAUGUAUCUUUGCAUUUUCAGAGUGGCACGUGAACAGGUGAGGCGUAUCCGUGCCACCACUCCGUCAUUUGCACGCUCAGCGACUGCURCCAUAGCCCGUGAGCACAAGGCUACAGUCACCCUGGCAGCUGUACUCGGUGCAUUUAUCAUCUGUUGGUUUCCCUACUUCAGCUACUUCACCUGCAUGGGUGUAAAGGAAAAGACAAAUCCUCCCAACACCCUCCAUUCAGUAGUUCUCUGGCUAGGAUAUUUGAACUCUACCCUUAAUCCCAUCCUCUAUCCAGCAUUCAACAGGGAUUUCCGUCGAGCCUAUGGGGAGCUGCUUCGCUGUCGAGGAUCGUCACGCAGRACAYUGCAGCUUACUCGUGUGACUCUGUACAAAAGAUUGACMUUUUUCAAGUUAUUCAGGGUCUCUCAAAACUCUAAGAAAAGCACAGCCGCGGUUAUGGUUGAAAGAGAGAAGAGCCUACCCUGUGAAAAAAGGCAUUGUGCAGAUKAUUCAUGGUGAAAGUUCUUUGGAUGRCAGACUGUGUAAACAUUCAAAAGGCAUGGGAACACCGAUGGCUAAAGGUUGCAAACUGUUUGUUUUCUCUCCCUACGCCCCUGCAAGUCAUGCUGAAUAUGUGACCAACAGCCUGAUUUGAUAUGAAUAACCAGUUUAUGUUUCACCUCACCAGAGCAGAUUAACCUCAAGGACUUCCUGGACAUUUUAACAGAAUUUCUGUAAAUAAAGUUAUCCUUUAAGGAAUGCUUUCUUAGCACGUGAAGCUACUGUGGAAUGAAGAGCGUUGUUCACAUAAUCUUGUUUAUGUAAGUACAUAGCACAACUGCCUAAAAAAAAUAAAAAAAUUAGCUAGUUUGAAACAAGGUUGGGUUUGAUCAGGCAAAUGUGUUUAUGUUUUCAACCCCAAAACUGGAUUAUGGAUUAUUGUCUAAUGCUAAGAAAAAGAGUGGGUUAAAAAAAAAAUCAAUAUCUUGAAUUACAAGAGAAGAAAUAGGAAAAUUAGUGAACUGUAGGAAUGUACUCCUACAUUCAAAAUUACUAGGUUAGAAACAGCCCMAAAAAAAACAUAAUAGACUUCAGAUUGCAUAUGACUAUCAAUAAUCAUGCUAAAUUUAUAGUUGUUUAGCUUCAGUGCAUAAUCUUUCAAAAUUAAAGCAAUAUGGYUGUAGCAAGUAAUAUGGAUAUGCAGUAUGUACAAAUAUUGCUUUUUAGUCUGUUCAUAACAAAACAAAACAAACUUCUCUGGUGCAAAGUUAAAUAUGGACUGGGUCGUCAGUCUUGCGAUGAUUUAACACAACAGGGUUGGACCCGAARUAUCACAUGUAAUUGUAUAUAUAACAUUAAAUCAAACAAUGCAAACCCUGUUAAUAACUUGUCACUGUCAGUAUGAGUCCUUAUGCCUUUGUGAAUAAUAAAAGUCAAAAAGUGAGGUGGUAUUUAUCAUAGACUGAACUUCUUUAAAAGGAAAGAACAGGAACAUCAACCAAGAAAGAAUUGCUACCUACGCUAAGGUCAGAAUCC